GCGCGGUCCGGAGAUUUCAUAACACGGCUUCACGCGCUCCGGUUUUCUCUCAUUAAAGUGUGAUUUCACGGUGAUCUCGUGAAUAAAACCGGCAAUAAACAUGGUGGAAGGUCCGGGCUGCACUUUGAAUGGAGAGAAAAUCCGCGCCAGAGUACGGAAAGGACAGACGGUAAAGGAAAUCAGAGGAAACCUGACAAAUUCAACAACCAAACCCGGAGAGAGUCCGUUCUGCUGUCUCCAUGGAGCUCAGUACAGUGGAGUAGAGACUCUGGGGAAGGAGCUCUUCAUGUACUUUGGUUUAAAAGCUUUACGAGUCCACUUUGGCAUGAGUGGCUCCUUGCGCAUCAACCCCACAGCGCUGAAGGAGAGGAGCGGUCAGAGCCAGAGACCAGCUUUGGAGAUCCACCUGACUAAUGACACCGUGUGCUUUUUUGACAGCACUGUGGAAAUCAGGUGGACAGAGGACUGUGAGCAGAGGGUGCGCUCCUCCUCUCACCUGGAUGUGUGCUCUCCUAAGUUCAGCCUGUCAAGUUCAGAGGAGGCGGUGAGGGCCCAGGGCGGGCGUAUGCUCUGUGAUGUGCUCCUGGACCAGAGCAUCAUGCCUGGAGUGGGAAACAUCAUCAAGAACGAAGCUCUGUUUGACUCUGGCCUCCAUCCAGCUGUCAAGGUGCAGCAGCUGACGGACAAACAGAUCCACCAUUUGGUCAAGAUGACACGGGACUUCACUCUGCUGUUCUAUAAGUGUCGUAAGUCCGGCUCGCCCCUGCACAGACAUUACAAAGUCUACAAGCGGCCUGAGUGUGGCCAGUGCAGUCAUGUGAUCACCGCGUGUCGCCUGGGAGACCACGGCCGCAUGACGUACUUCUGCGAGCGCUGUCAGAGAGGAGAUCCCAGCGGACUGGAUGUCAGUACGUUGCCGGUGAGGAACAGUCUGAUUGGCUGGGUGUACAGGGACCAGCCGGAGGAGAGUGUGGGGAAGAAGGAGGAGGAGGACUGGACCUGUGAAGUGUGCACCCUCAUCAACCCUCCAGCGUGCGCAGCCUGUGACGCCUGCCUCACGGCCAGACCCAAGGUCCACACAGAACCCACCAACCCUGACUCCUCCCCCUACCCCAGCGACCUGAUCAAAUACCCCUGCACCGCCUUCAAGAAGCCCGACCAGGACCUCAAGCUCAACUGGAGGUCCGCGUUCGGCACCUCCACCCUGAUCUUCUCCGACUUCACCCCCAACAAGAACAACAACAGCAGCAACCACCACCAGCUAAAGCCGCUAAACUCCCCGCGCGGCUCUCAUCUGAAUUCUACCGCGGAAGGUUCACACAAACACAACAUCUGCCAAGGGACCAGCAGCCCCAAUUAUGCCUCUGGUGGCUGGGACAAGCACGGGUACUCCGCUGGGGAAAACAGUCACCCAUCCAAGAAAAUGAGAAUUGAUAACGGGACCCCCAACUCACGCGUUCCCACGGCGACAGCAGCAGCAGCCAGCCCCAGCUCCUCCGCGCCUCCGUGUCCCAGCGCGCCGUGUUGCUCCGCCCACAGACGACCAGCUGCCCUGCGAGUGGUUCACAAACACGGGGAGAACAAGGGACGCGUCUUCUACACCUGCUCACUGCCCCCGGAGACCAAAUGCAACUUCUUUGAGUGGGCCGACUCGCACUUCCCCUUUUGUCACCAUGGGAAACGCUGCCUAAUGAGGACAGUUCUCAAACUAGGCCCCAACAACGGCAGGAACUUCUAUACCUGCAGUUUGAUAAAGGGUAAACAAUGUGACUUUUUCCAGUGGGCAGCGAACGCACCAGGCUGUUAGCGGGCUUGUACUGUAGGGCACGCGUAAAGAAAAAAAAAAACUGCUGCUGUGUGUGUUUUCGCUAAAUCUAUAGACGCAACAAAUGUAUAGUUUUGUCAAACUUUGAAAAUGUGUAACUUUUGUGCCUCAAAUCAUAUCUGUAACUCAACUAUACCCCUUCUUUACAUUUUGUGGAGUUUUUGGAACUUUAUACCAAGUUAUAAUGUAAUAAAGCAUCCAUCAGAAUACGAAUUGAAAAGUUAUGACUUCAAGAAUUACAAUCAUAAAAUGAAAUGAAACGGUUACGCUUUCUUCAGUAAGAAUAUGAAUUCACAGAGGCGACUUUACUGUCAUCACUUCACACGCAUUAUGCCGGACUUUUGCACUUGCACAGGCCACAGACUGAACCAGGACUAAACCAGGACUAACCUAGGACUAUCCUAACCUAGGACUAAACCAGGAGGACUAAACCAGGACGACUAAACCAGGACUGAACCAGAACUCACUGUCAGGAGGGGCCCAGAGGUGUGCCCGCGUAGACUGUCGGGUGACCACAGGCGAAAGGACCGGCACAGAGGUCUGCACUCCAUGGAGGUAAGCGGAGCCGUCGCCCCAUUGGGCUUUGCGGAUACCCUGCUCCACGGGUUUCGCUCUCAAGUCCAAGAUUAGUCCUGCUUUCGACUUGGUUUAGUCCUGGUUUAGUCCUAGUUUUGUCUUAAUUUAGUCCAGACCUGCCCGUAAAAUUCCAGAACAUUAAAUCGCGCCCGUUUCAGCAACUAUUUGCCCAUACCCGUCAGGUCCCCGCGGCUACAUGACCUGGUGCUGGACUCAUACAAAACAAUAUACUACAACUUCACAAACCUGAUGUGAUGUGCAGUAAUUUCAUGAAGAAGAGCUUCAAAAACAAAACUGAAGCUUAUUAAAUAUAUGAAUACUUUGUUAUAAGCAAAUAUAGCAUUUUCAAAACAAUAAAAGGUAACAUGGUGAUCUAAAUAUAUUAUGAAUUAGCAAGUAAUACCGCCUCUUUAAAUAUGCAACAAAUGUAUUGUAUUUUUAUCUAACUUUUGUAACUUUGUGCCUGUGAACACCAAAUAAUUUCUGUAACUUUUAAUGUUUUUAUGUCGCUUGUAUACAUGUGCUCAGAGCUAUAUAAAUUAUGCUAUGUUCAAUAAAGAAUGAAGCGAGCCAUCGAAAAUAUUAACUUUAUUAUUUACAGAUUAAAAUUAUAUAAAAGAUAUAAGAGAUUGGUCAUUUAUUCUUGGUUUUUAAAGUGCAUUUUUCAAAAGCAGUCAACAGACAAAAG
Messenger RNA from Boleophthalmus pectinirostris (great blue-spotted mudskipper), 3089 nucleotides. It is a transcript of the gene neil3, whose product is annotated as nei-like DNA glycosylase 3. Gene Ontology annotation, cellular component: nucleus. Gene Ontology annotation, biological process: base-excision repair. The record is from RefSeq and is a predicted model, not a curated record. Bases 101 to 1807 code for a protein of 568 amino acids. NCBI's taxonomy places the organism in Eukaryota, Metazoa, Chordata, Actinopteri, Gobiiformes, Gobiidae. Gene Ontology annotation, molecular function: DNA-(apurinic or apyrimidinic site) endonuclease activity; zinc ion binding; DNA N-glycosylase activity. The transcript has 10 exons.